Messenger RNA from Aplysia californica (California sea hare), 3006 nucleotides. RefSeq lists its product as uncharacterized. Lineage: Eukaryota; Metazoa; Mollusca; Gastropoda; Aplysiida; Aplysiidae. Gene Ontology annotation, biological process: proteolysis. Gene Ontology annotation, molecular function: serine-type endopeptidase activity; chitin binding. The transcript is spliced from 4 exons. Gene Ontology annotation, cellular component: extracellular region. The record is from RefSeq and is a predicted model, not a curated record. Bases 489 to 2885 code for a protein of 798 amino acids.
CCCAGCCGUAUUAACAACGCUAAUGAAACACGCAUGUAAACUUACUGAAUUUGAAAGUUGAUGUUCAAAGGGCGGUGAGGGAAAAUGGGGUCAUGUAACCGGAAGGAGAGAUUCAGCAUCUAGGCUCAGUAUUUAACACCGUGUCGCUCCUUUAUCCAGCCGUCUGUAGGAAAGCCAGAGUUCGUCUGUGCACAUGGGACGCGAGGACAUUGGUGAUCACUUCGCGGAGACCAUCUGGUUUUUCAUGAAGGAGAAAGGAAACAUUGAUGUCGAAAUGCUGUGUACAUUCGUUUGAGAUAUAUACUUUUUUGUUCGAGCAAAAUCCAUUUGGAAAAGAGAGACUGCCUUCGAAAUAGUUCUCUUGCACCUAAUUUAAUUAUGCUACAAGCAUUAGUGCUGUAGGAUCACAAUCCUCGUCGAAAUUUCUUAUGAAUCUUAGUAUUUCUCUCAUCUGAAGAAGACGGGGAAACUCAAAAGUGCGAGGAACAAUGAAAAACGUAUUUAAUUUUCACCGCAAUUAUGUAUUGAUUCAAUGUGGCAGUGCGUGUGCCACUGACAGAAAGGAAUCAAGUAUAAGUUUCACUAGCGGCUACGCUUUGAGCUACUUCAAACUUUUCACUUUGUUAAUUUUGGUGCUGCCAGUUGUUUGUGCGCAUAAUAGAAAUCCUUUCAUUGCUCAUCGGGGACUUGGCUAUCGUCCAAAUUCUCACAUUCGUGGCGCGGAGCUUAAUAGCCAUGGAGCGUCUUCAUCUGUUGCUGAAACUGCAUACACAUAUAGGCCCCCUUCCAGGUCUCCCUUUGGUCCUCAGAAAACGAAGUACAAAAGUUCUCCUACACUGAACAACAGGUUUAUGUAUCAAGGCCACCAAAGUGUUCGAAGUACUCGGGACAGGAGACGACAAAGUCGGUUAGAACAAAGUCAGAAGAAAGUGCAAAGAUACUCAGACUACCGGUCACCGUAUCGGCAACAAAAAAAGCCAACUCCUCUUGAUCACAUGAAACUUCCUCUUGAAGAUGGCAACGCAAAAGAUUAUCUUAAAAAUACCAACGUUCAUGAGCUGUCCCAUACUUAUACCCAGCGAGAGAGAGCAAUAGCAAAGCGAAAACAAAAGAGCGUGACGAGGCAUAGACCAUCUCGAUACGGCCGAAAGAACAGAUCACCUAGGGCCAGUACGUUCAGCUCAUACACUCGGCUCACGGACAAAGUCACUCUUCAAACAUACAAGUCUCAAAGCCCGUGCCAGACAGUGAAAACUCACUGGGUUCGAGAUGAGAAGAAUUGCACUGUGUUCUUCGUGUGCGCGCGACGCAGGGUAGCAGCUGUCAUGACCUGCCCUGAUUCUCAUGUCUGGUCCAAUCGUGUGACCAACUGUGUCCCCGUCAAGUCGAGAUGGGACGACUGUGUCAGUCGUACACAAAUCCCGACAGGGAGACGGGCGCACAGUGUUAUCAACAGACAUGAGUCUCGCCAAUCUUUAGCUCAAAGUGAAAUAAGCGUACAGCACACGACUCAGUUAACCACAGCGUCUUCAGAACAAAGCAGCGAGUACCCCACAACCACUCAACAUGUCUACCCCAGUGCUCCCAGACAAGAUAAAAAAUACUAUUAUGAUGGAGGUAGGCGCUUGAAUUAUGGAAACAGAUACCGCUAUGCAGGCUAUGUAGUUCAGGGGAUAAAGCAGCCGCGUCACAGAUACGGCACUAAGACGACGAUGGCUGCUGAUCCCGUUAGAACAACAACCGUUACUUCUGUUCAAGACAUAGAAACAACUCGACAGAGUCCACGAUACCGUUUAAAGGGUAGAAAUCGACACGUUAGACCCACGCACACAAGUGACUCCAGCAAUAAAUGGCGGGCAAAGGAAAAAGAACAAAACCUGAACGUUGAACGGUCGGCGCCUCAUAGCCAUCUAAAAUUCCACAAAAACUUUAUCUCUUCCAGACCACACAGUAGUCGCGCCAUGAGGAACAGGUUUCGGCACAGGAAAAUGCCCCAAGAGGUUGUAGUCGUCGGUUUAGAUGACGGGCAGGGAUCGUCGGAUGGGUACGAGGUUGAAAAAGAACGAUCGCAUCCGACAAGCCAUGAGUCGACGACGACUAGUAACCCCACAAUAACAAGCUCUCAUUGGUGGGUUGAUAAAGUAGUCAGCAUUACCACUGAAGCUACCACUGAGCGUUCUACCACAACUGUGCCCACCACAACUACAGAGAUUCCAACCACAGAGCCAGAGACAACGAUAACUGAAAUUAUAACAACGACGCAGCCGAUCCGUCAUCCAAGUAUCAUUCGCACGAAACCCCGCCCCCAGAACACGACCAAGAAGCCGUAUACCCCGGAGUGUGGUAUAUCUGUGACCAGCAUGAUCGUAGGUGGCCUCCCGGCACGCCAAGGUCGCUGGCCGUGGGUGGUAUCUCUCCAGCUGUCUUGGGCUCACCGACAUGUGUGUGGGGCCACUCUGGUGCAUCCUCACUGGGUGCUCACAGCUGCUCACUGUGUGGCCGAACCAGACUUCAGUACAGCAGACGAAUGGAGAGCAAUCUUCUGGCAGCACGGCUCCUCCACAAAAAUUGACUUCAUAGCCAAGCAUCCAGAUUUCGUGAACGCUGACAACUUCCCCCAUGACAUCGCCUUGCUUCGACUUGAGACGCCGGCAGACGUCACUGGCUUCGACAUCCGCCAUGUUUGUCUGCCCUCUCGAGACAUGGGCAGUGACGAGGACUGGGAAGGCUGCUGGAUCAUGGGGUGGGGAGAGGGCAAAGGUCAGUCACAUUUAUGUAUCACAACGCAGUGGAAUCAAAUGAUCGUCACUUUUGAUACAUAUGGAGUUGUUAGUAUAAUCUUACAGUCUGUUCAUUACAAGGUGUUGAGCAACACCAAAAAAUAAAUUUUUAAAGGAUAAAAAUUGCCCAAUGGACAGAAAAUCUCGAUUUCUUCAAUUCAAUAUUUUGACGAGCGUGUAAUUUCACUAAAGACCGUGUAUACCGGUAGUAGACAAUCUUUGAUUU